Vitis vinifera (wine grape) is the source of this 2606-nucleotide messenger RNA. Its product is annotated as cation/calcium exchanger 4. Lineage: Eukaryota; Viridiplantae; Streptophyta; Magnoliopsida; Vitales; Vitaceae. Gene Ontology annotation, cellular component: membrane. Gene Ontology annotation, molecular function: monoatomic cation transmembrane transporter activity. The record is from RefSeq and is a predicted model, not a curated record. Bases 245 to 2218 code for a protein of 657 amino acids. The transcript has 2 exons. Gene Ontology annotation, biological process: monoatomic cation transport; transmembrane transport.
GAAAACGUUAUACGCGGACAUUGAAAACGUUAUACCCAUCACAACCAAACAGUCCUUUAGCCUCCCAUUCUUUGCGCAGACAUUGAAAGAGAAGGUUUCUCCCGAUUCAGAAAGAAACUAGGGUUUCGUUGCUGGUGAAUCGAAACCCUAGAUUUUUUACUUCUGUUGGCAGAAUCGGGUUUUUGAAUUCAAGGUUAGAGGCUCCGUAAAUAAUUUUUGAGAAUUUUUGGGAUUAGAUCAAAAAAUGAAAGAGUUCAAUAGUUUGAACCGUACCAGACAACCCCAAUUUCGUGCAAUUUUGAAUGGAUUAUGUGCCAUAGUCCUAUUGUUCUUCUUCUACAACCGGGAAGAUAUUCUGAGGAAUCCUCUCCUCAGGCAAUCAUCUUCAACUUUUGAUAAACCCUGGAGCUCAAGAGAUGGCUUUCACGAUCAGCUGAAUGGAAUGGUGGUAAUUCAUCGCCGCACUGGUGAAAUCGGUGUUAAUUCAUCGGGUUUGAUUGAAGGGUCUGAUGAUAACAAUUUGAGUAAAAGCGAUCCGGCCUCGUGUUCUGGAUUAGUUGAUCAUGAGGGUUUUGCUAGCAGAUGCGAGUUCUUGAAAGCACACCCGCAUUGUUCUUCAGGAGGGUUCUUUGAUUACAUAAGAUUUUUCUAUUGUACUUGUGAGAAAUUUAGAUUCUUGGGUUAUGUGAUGUUGGGAAUUUGGCUUGCUACGUUAUUUUAUCUAUUGGGUAACACUGCAGCAGACUACUUCUGCUGUUCGUUAGAGAAGCUCUCAAAUCUUUUGAGGCUGCCUCCCACAGUUGCUGGGGUUGCACUCCUUCCACUCGGAAAUGGAGCACCUGAUGUGUUUGCAAGUAUUGCUGCUUUUGUGGGUAGAGACACUGGUGAGGUUGGACUUAAUAGUGUGCUCGGUGGGGCAGUGUUUGUUACUUGUAUUGUUGCUGGGACUGUUUCUUUAUGUGUUGCCAACGAGAGAGUUCAGAUUGAUCGGAGAUGCUUCAUUAGGGAUAUAUGUUUCUUCCUAUUUACGCUCAUUUCUCUUUUAGUGAUUUUACUUGUUGGUAAGGUGAGUGUCGUGGGAGCAAUUGUGUUUGUUUCAAUUUAUGGGGUUUAUGCUUUUGCUGUUGCUGCGAAUGAGAUUUUGAGGAAACAUGCACGGAGGUUGAAAUUGGAUGUCAUUACACCUUUGAUUCCUGUCAAAGGAAGUAUCUUCUCUCAAGAAGGUGAAGAGGAUGAUUCUAUGUACAGCCCUCUGCUUGAUAUCGAGACUGAAAGUGAUCAGCCCCAACUCCAUGCUUCCUUGCCACAGUGGAUGUGGGCUUCAAAUGUGGCGAUAUAUUCAAACCAGGCAAUAAAGGGUAGUAUGGCAGAUGGUGAAAGACAUUUGUGGGGCUGGACUGAUGAGGGCAUGGAAAACAACCAGCCAUUGUUUUCAUUCUCUAAGUUUGUUUCACUGGUGGAGAUGCCCUUGACAGUGCCAAGGCGGUUAACAAUCCCUAUAGUUGAGGAAGAAAGAUGGUCAAGGGCAUAUGCUGUAGCCAGUGCUUCAUUGGCUCCUGUUCUUCUUGCAUUUUUGUGGAAUUCCCAAGACGAUGUGAGUUCUCAAGGCAUAAACGCCGCAUAUCUUGUUGGUGUUAUGGUUGGUUGUAAUCUUGGCAUUCUUGCAUAUCGUUACACUGUAUCUGAUCAGCCACCUCAGAGGUUCUUAAUUCUGUGGGUUUUGGGAGGAUUUAUAAUGAGUAUCAUCUGGUUCUACAUAAUUGCAAGUGAGCUUGUUGCUCUGUUGGUGGGAUUUGGUGUUAUUUUUGGGAUUAAUCCAUCUCUCCUUGGAUUAACUGUAUUGGCAUGGGGUAACUCAAUGGGUGAUUUGAUGUCAAAUGUUGCACUGGCAAUGAAUGGUGGGGAUGGUGUGCAGAUUGCCUUGUCUGGGUGCUAUGCGGGUCCUAUGUUCAACACUCUCAUUGGUUUGGGGGUCUCGAUGCUGCUAGGAGCCUGUUCAAAGAGACCUGGUCCAUACAUAGUUCCACAAGACAGUAGCUUGUUUUAUACUUUGGGCUUUCUCAUAUCAGGACUAAUCUGGGCACUUGUGGUAUUACCUCGAAACGACAUGCGUCCUAGCAAGACAUUAGGCGUGGGCCUUAUAACCCUCUAUAUGAUAUUUCUCACUGUUAGAGUGAGCACGGCUAUGGAGUUAAUAUCAAUUGCUGGUCUAAGUUGAUCAUAAUUAAAAGGAGCGAGCCUCGUUGAUUUAUUAACACUUGGAGAUAGAGUUGCUAGUCAGCCUGGAUUUGGAUUUGGAUUCAGAUUUCUCCAAGUAGCAGUAACCUUCUUAACCCAGGGAGAUGAUUAUAUGGAUGAGUUCACUGGUCAGCUUGGCAUUGUAUCUCAAAGAGGGCUACAGGGAUGAGAAAAUUCUAGUACUGUAAUAUACUAGCAAGCUAUACUGGCAAAGGAGGGGGUCAUUGUUUGUAUACGUGUAUGCAAAGAAAAAUCUAAUGUUACAUUGUGGGAUCAUGUGUUUUGUGGAUAAAUUUGUUGCUUGUUCUUUUGCUUGAUUGACUCCUUUUAUAAUGAUAAAUGGUUAUGCUUUUCCUCAACACCAAAAA